Molecule: messenger RNA, 8657 nt
Organism: Anas platyrhynchos (mallard)
Lineage: Eukaryota; Metazoa; Chordata; Aves; Anseriformes; Anatidae
Gene: TMTC3
Product: transmembrane O-mannosyltransferase targeting cadherins 3
Biological process (GO): protein O-linked glycosylation via mannose
Cellular component (GO): endoplasmic reticulum
Molecular function (GO): mannosyltransferase activity; protein binding
Source: RefSeq, a predicted model, not a curated record
GCUGAGCGAAUGCUGAGGAGGGGUGGUGACGACUAAAAAAAGGCUCUUGGUUGAAAUAACAGCAAUAGCCUGAGCUGCGAGUACUAUAGAAAAGAAAACCUUUGCUAUUAUGACUCUCAUGAACAUUUGUUGACAUCAGUGCAAUGGACAGAGCUGAGGAAAAAAUGACCUUCUUGUGAACUUUUACAAAGAAUGCAAAAGAGCCAAGUGUGAGUUUCAAUGCUGUUGCCCAUGAAAGCUCAUAGGGAAGAUGGCUGACGUAAGCCUGAAGGAAGUGGCACUAAUUGUUGGUGUGGUGGCAGCCUGCUACUGGAACAGUCUCUUCUGCGGCUUUGUUUUUGAUGAUGUUUCAGCAAUUUUGGACAACAAAGAUUUACAUCCUUCUACUCCAUUAAAAAAUCUGUUUCAGAAUGACUUCUGGGGUACUCCAAUGUCUGAGGAGAGGAGUCAUAAAUCUUACCGACCACUCACAGUUCUCACAUUUCGUUUAAACUACCUGUUCAGCGAGUUAAAUGCAGUUUCUUACCACUUCCUAAAUCUCAUCUUUCAUGGGGUGGUUUGUGUAGUCUUCCUCAAGGUCUGUAAGCUUUUUCUGGACAACAGGAGUAGUGUUGUUGCAUCCUUACUCUUUGCAGUGCACCCAAUACAUACUGAAGCGGUAACCGGAGUUGUGGGCAGAGCAGAGCUUCUAUCAUCCAUCUUUUUUCUAGCUGCCUUUUUAUCAUAUACUAAAUCUAAAGGGCCAGAUAAUACCAUAGUGUGGACUCCAAUUGCAGUGACUGUGUUUCUAGUAGCUGUUGCAACAUUGUGUAAAGAGCAAGGAAUAACGGUGGUGGGGAUAUGCUGUGUGUAUGAAGUAUUUAUUGCGCAAGGGUAUACCUUGCCAGUGCUGUUGGACACAGCUGUGCAGAUUCUUCAAGGGAAGGGCAGUAUACCUUUUUCCAUGCUCCAAACGCUGUUGAAGCUCAUAGUACUAAUGUUCAGUACACUGCUUCUUGUUGUUGUCAGAGUCCAGGUUAUACAGUCUCAACUUCCAGUGUUUACAAGGUUUGAUAACCCAGCUGCUGUAAGUCCAUCUCCAGCAAGGCAGCUGACUUUCAACUACCUCCUCCCUGUAAAUGCUUGGCUUCUUCUCAACCCCUCAGAGUUAUGCUGUGACUGGACAAUGGGAACUAUUCCACUCGUGGAGUCUUUGUUAGAUGUUAGAAAUGUUGCCACCCUUAUAUUCUUUUGCUUUCUGGGAUCUUUGGUUGUCUUCAGUCUCCGAUAUCCUGGGGAUUCCUCCAAGACUGUACUGAUGGCACUCUGCUUAAUAGUGCUACCCUUCAUUCCUGCAUCAAACCUCUUUUUUCCUGUUGGAUUUGUAGUAGCAGAACGUGUGUUAUAUGUUCCUAGCAUGGGAUUCUGCAUUUUAGUGGCACAUGGAUGGAAGAAAUUAUCAAAUAAAAGUGUACUAAGAAAAAUCUCUUGGGUUUGUUUGGCUGUGGUACUAUUCACGCACGCCUUAAAAACACUGCACAGAAACUGGGACUGGGAAUCAGAAUACACAUUGUUUAUGUCAGCUUUAAAGGUGAAUAAGAACAACGCAAAACUAUGGAACAAUGUGGGGCAUGCCUUAGAAAAUGAAAAGAAUUUUGAAAGAGCUUUGCAAUUCUUCAUACAAGCCACCCAAGUGCAACCAGAUGAUAUUGGUGCCCACAUGAAUGUAGGAAGAACUUACAAAAACUUAAACAAAACUAAAGAAGCCGAAGAAUCAUAUAUGAUUGCUAAAUCAUUGAUGCCACAGAUUAUUCCAGGUAAAAAGUAUGCAGCAAGAGUUGCUCCUAACCACCUGAAUGUUUAUAUUAAUCUUGCAAACUUAAUUCGAGCAAAUGAAUCUCGCCUUGAAGAAGCAGAUCAAUUAUAUCGACAAGCAAUUAGUAUGAGGCCAGAUUUCAAGCAGGCUUACAUCAGCAGGGGAGAAUUACUUUUAAAAAUGAACAAGCCUCUGAAAGCUAAGGAAGCUUACCUUAGAGCUCUAGAACUAGACAGAACCAAUGCAGACCUGUGGUACAACUUGGCAAUUGUUUACAUUGAACUGAAAGAUCCAACAGAAGCCCUGAAGAAUUUUAACCGAGCACUAGAACUCAACCCAACACAUAAAUUAGCAUUGUUCAACUCAGCCCUGCUAAUGCAGGAAUCUGGUGAUGCUCGGCUUAGACCCGAAGCUAAACAAAGACUGUUAAAUUAUGUGAAAGAAGAACCACAGGACGCAAAUGGCUACUUCAAUUUGGGUAUGCUGGCAAUGGAUGACAAAAAAGAUGUGGAGGCAGAGGCAUGGAUGAAGAAAGCCAUAAGGUUACAGCCAAACUUCCGAAGUGCUUUGUUCAAUUUGGCAUUGCUUUAUUCUCAGACAUCAAAAGAAUUGAUGGCUUUGCCUGUCCUGGAAGACCUACUGAAAUACUAUCCUGAUCAUACCAAAGGUCUCAUUUUGAAAGGAGAUAUCCUUAUGAACCAAAAGAAAGAUAUAGUUGGAGCAAAACAGUGCUUUGAAAAAAUUUUGGAACUGGAUCCCAACAAUGUACAAGGAAAACAUAAUCUUUGUGUAGUUUACUUUGAAGAACGGGACUUAAUAAAAGCAGAAAAAUGUUUGGUUGAAACUCUAGCUCUGGCACCUCAUGAGGAGUAUAUUCAGCGUCAUCUGAACAUAGUUAGAAGUAAAAUUGCAUCACUUAGUGCUACAGAACAGUCAUCACUUCCGGCAGAUGGGACUGCAACUACUGCUGCAGAAGAAAAAAAAAAAUCAUUUCAAAAUUUGAAAGAAGUAAAAAAUGAGCAGAAAACCUCCCAAAUGAUAGCUGAUAACAAAAAAGGACAAUCAAAAAAUAAGAAACGAACAGAGAAAAACAAUAUGGAAGAAGAGACUCCCAAAAAAUCUACAAAAGAAAUCAAAGAUAUUGAGAAAAAGAGAGUUGCUGCUUUGAAAAGACUAGAAGAGAUUGAACGUAUAUUAAAUGGUGAAUAGUCUUUAUCAUGUCACAAAAGAGUACAGGAGGAGUGCUAUUUUUAGGUGUUUAAUAUGGCCCAACUCGAAGAUGGUUUCAGUGCUUUGGACGUAUAAAAAAUGUUGACUUCAUAUCAUUUGGCAAGCAGUGAAAGUCAUUGCAAUGCUUUAUGUGAGAACUACAAAUUAAAUACGAUGUGGGGUAUAGAUGGGGAUUAAAGAGUAAUGGGUUGAGAAUAAUCUUAAAUGCAGAAUCUUAUUUGAGAAAAUAGUACUCAAAAAUCAUUGUAAGUCAGGGAUAUUCAGGAAGGUUACUUUCAAGGAAUCCAUGAAAAAAAUGAGUGGUGAACUGAUAGGAUAAGCCAGACACUGCUGCUUUUCCACAUAAAAAUCUGUUUGGGUUAAUGUUUUCUACAUUUCCAUUUUACACAUCAACAGUUUAAAUCUUUCUAGACCUUUGUUUGCUCUACGUGGAAAAGCAUUUUUCUUUGUGUUAUUUGUUUAGAGAGCUUAUCAAAGUCAGUAAAAUGCCACUGGUUGUUGUAUGUAUGUGUUAGACCAUAGGAUGAUGCAGCAGCACACUAAAAUUUUCAAUUGUGUUCUAAAUAAGGAAUGAUAUGAUAACCUUUUAAUUGUUCUUUACUUACAGUGCUAAUGGUUUGUACUGUUUUACCGAAUAGAAAUCUUAUGGUGCUUGUAAGACCUUUAGUCUAUGCUUUACUUUUAAAGAAAACAUGUUUUUUCUUCAGCUAUCAAACAUCUGGUUGUUUUUUAAAGUAUAUAUAUGGGGGAAAGAAACAAAAAACAUGUUUUUUCACUCUUUCCCCAGUUCGUUGAAUGCUGACAAAUGCACUUUUGGUACAGCAACCGAUAUGCUAUGCAGUAGUCCUUGUCAACUUUGUAUGGGUGACUGUGGAUUGACUCUUUUGUCUGGGAAAUUCUUCCUUGUUUAUAGUAAAUCGGCUUCAUUGUUGGAACACUAUUUUAAGUCUCAUGACUUUUCACAACAUUGAUUUAAGCAGUGAUUGCUUAGAACAAUGUGAUAAUAAUUAAGCCACUGAAUUUUAGAAACGUUUAACACAAGGAAAUGUGGAUAGUGUGCUUCCAAAUACUAAGUUCUGUUGUUUUGAUACUUUGUUAUGGGUGUGUGGUUUUUAUUAAAUAUUUAUUUCGACUACUAAAAUAUUCCCAUUUACACUUAUCCACUAAUGCAUAAUUUUUAUUUCCUACAUGAAAUUAUUUGUUUGUAUUUUCAGUGUUGCUUUUACCCUUGUGCUAUGCAUAUAUUUUUGUUUAAAUAUAUUACCUAUUACUGAAGUAUGAUGACUCCCUUAAUUAUGAGAAAGAAUAGAAGAGCUGGGUGGAGAAAGAAGUAUAAGAGAUGGGUUCCUUAAUAACUUAAUCAUUAAAUCUAACUCUUACUCUCCAUGUUUUAUCUUAUUUCACGAUGUAGAAGUAUUCCUUAGCAACCCUGUUUAACCAUAGUCCUUUCUGUAACUACUCAGCUUUCUGCCUCUGGCAGUAAUCCAGCUGUAAGAUGUAAUGUUUAUCUUAGUGGGAGGGUUCUUAAAUGUCUGAAGGCUUUGCAGGGACCUUUUCAUUAUUAUGUAUCAUUUGUAAUGUUACCACAACAAUUGCUUGUAUGUUAAUAACUAGGAAAAGACUGUAUGGAUUUUUAAAAACAUGAUCUAAAAUUUGUGGACAUAACCAGGUACCUGGUGUGCAGCCAUUCCUUAUACAUAGGUUUUAGUGUUCACUGUAACACCAGGAAUCCAUUGACCGCACCUUGAAAAUUGCUGCUUUAUCUUAAUCUGUGCAUAACUUGGAUACUUGUAGCCAGAAUAGUUAUGUGGAGCUGUAUAGAAACACUAAAUUGCAUAUUAAAUUUUCCCUCCUGACCUUUGUUUUACAAAUGAAUUAGUCAUUGUUCUGGGUGAUACAAAGGAACAUUCAUUUGAAAGUGGAAGGAACUGCGUAGCAAGAAAAGGUACUUUCUGUCUGGCUAUGCAGGCCAAAAUUCUGUUUUUGUUUUGGUUUUACUAUUAAGAGUCUAGAAUCCAGUUGCCACGCUGUUAUCAUUCAGUCUGUAAAUCUGAGAGCUGAAGAGGCAUGCUCUCAGGUUCAGCAGUUGAGCUGCUGUCACUCUGCUCUAAUAUUGGCCAUACCAUACAGGUAGCUGCUCUUCAGAGACUUGCAAGAGUUGUUAGAUUUACUGACACUCAGAUGUGCCAUCAGUUUUAAAUAAAGUCAUCAGACUGGAAUAAACUAGAGUAUGCCAGUGGUAGGUCUUCCAUUCUCUUACCAGGUUAUAUGUACCCUUUGUUUCUUCUAAAAACUGUAGUAAAAGUAAGUAUUUUGACUACUGUCAAUAUGCCAAAUUGUAUUUAUCCUAUUUUAGGGUGUGUCAACCAUUUUAAACUCACAGGAAGAAUGUUACAGUAAGUUGAAGCUGUGUAACUGCUAAAAACAAACAGCAACAACAACAAAAGUCAAAUUUUAUGUUCAUUCAAAUCUGGUUUCUUUUAGUGCAUUGAGUUUUAUCAUCUCUGAAGGGAAAUAGCUGGUUAUUAUUAAUAAUAAAAACAUUUCCCUACAAACAGGCAUGUGCAAAGUGUUGCAGAUUGAAUUCACAAAGAAUGGAGUGGGAGAUAAAUUCCUUUCAGUGUGUACUGCUGUUUGCCCCUUGGUUUGGCAAUACUGGAAGAGAAAAAGUCAAGACGGGAAUAAAGAUAGAAAGAUUGGUGUAGAUGGAGGGUUACAUAUAAGGAAAGCAAGAAAAUGUGGUACGUGUAUGUUGCCAUGGACUUUGAAAUGUGAAGAUUUUGUUUUCUGCUCAGUUGCAGAGGCUUACAGAAUUGUACCUUAUUUUGAAACAAUGUAAUUUCAAUACAUUUAAAAGGAAGAUGAUGCACUGAAAUCUUAGGUGAGUCUUGGAUUCAACCUGUGAAAAAAUGCCUAUGUAGCCUAUAGCAACUUCUCAUCCAGAUCCUCAUUCCCCACCAGCCUUCUGGUAUGAACCAGACAGACUCACAAGCCUCCUGCUCUGAAGAGACAAGGUUCUCUUUGCCCGUAGGAUGCAAGAGAUGCACAUUCUUUGUUUUCCUGGAGCUACAGGACUGUUGUCACCAUGUUGCUCCUAAAUCAACAUGAAACACUGACAAAAGUAUGUUAUUACUCUGCCUUUUUCGUUUACCAAAAAUAGCUAGGCUGAAUAGGGCCUGUGGGAUACUGAGGCGGCUUCCCAUUUAAUGGGACUUCAGAACAAAGCAUGGACCUGCUUUCUCAGUGGGUGUUGUCAGUUGCAGAAGUUAAGUGCUUCAAAAGCUGCUGAAACAUUUUGGCACUGUACAUAUAGGCUGUCCAGCCCAGCAUCCAAGCAGAUUCCCCUUCUUCACAUCACAAGACUAAGACUCACUGAGAGCAGCUUUUUAUAUGCAACAGUUCAGUCUUCUGCUGCUUCAGUGUCAGAUGAGGUUUUUUCAAUAGCAAACUGUACCUUCUACAUAAAUGUAAAGCUGCCCACGUGCCUGCUUCCAGGGUACAGAGCUAAAGGCUGAGCAUGCAGGCUUGUGGCAUUUGUUUCUUCCUGAAAUUUCAUUUGGAAAGGCCCAAUGGAGAUCAAAACAAUUCUGGGAAGUUAGCAGCCCGCCCCGGGCUCUUGCAUAGUUUGCAUCCCACAAAGGCACAAGGAAGGGUCCCAUAUUGGGCAAGUGUAUGUGUCAGGGACUUUUUUGUGCAGAGGUUCUGUGAUCAUCCACCUCUGCCUAGCCAAAUGCAUAGAGCUGCUGCAGCAGAACCUGCUCCUCCUUGAAGGACCUGCUUCAGCCUAUGCCAUGUAACCAAAAUUGUGCCUCUUUGACCUUCAUCCUUGGAAUCCUGCUUUGCAUAGGAAAAAAAAGCCUGGAAAUGGAAAGGCUGGAAGACACUUCUCCUUUCACCCAUCCUUCACCUCACUUCCUCUACAUACAAAGCUUUAGCACUCUUCAUGUUUCAUGCACUCUUCGUGUUUCAGCUGAGCAAGAAGAGCCUGUCCCCCCAAACCUCCAACUUAGCUUACAAAAAAGGUAAGUAAACCACUCCUAUUUGUGAUCAAAAUAGCAUAGCUUGGUAGUUUACAUGUAUUCAUAUGCUACAUUCAAUUAAAAAAAAAAAAAAAAGAUAAAUACCAAAUUAUUUUUAUAGUAUUCGGUAAGUGGAAGCAAAACCAGUAACCAGUAUUAUUUCAAAAACUUGCAAACUACUUUUUGUGGUCUGAUAGUCCCCUUCUACAAACCAGUGGUUUGCACACAGCAUGUAUGUGUCUUUCACAAACACACGGGGGAAAAAAAAAAUGGAAAACCAUACACCUGUCUCUGUCAAAACAAAAUAAGAGAAAAAAAAAAUGAAAAACAAAACAACAACAACAAAAAGAACCUUCUACAUAAUUAUUCUUGGAUGGGAAGACUGUAAUAUACUCUAACUUUCUUGAGCUAGGAAAGAGUUACGGCUUUGAUAAAAUGUCCAUACAGAGGCACUAACAAGUUUUACAGAAGGUUUGGAGGUUACAUGCUUAUUUGGGUGAGCUGUCUUUUUCAGAUGUGAGCAGAAAGAAAGAAAUAUAAUGUGUGGGUCUUUGGGGCUUUGUGUGAGACUACACCUUGAUGUGGGAAAAUCUACAUAUGCUAAUGAGUGAAAGGGGCUGUGCUGGCAGGAACUGUAGUAACUGGUAGGUUGACAAUACAGACAAAUAGGUAUAUUUUUUAUUCUUUUUUGGGGGGGUGGAUAAAAUAAGCUUUAUAUGAGGUCAUUAAUUCUGAGUCUUUUCUGAGAUGAAACUUUUACAAAUGUGAAGCCUGAAGGAUUCUGGAUAGAAUAUAAGUAAUCAUUAAAAUAAAGCAACUUGUUCAGAUUUCCUACACCUAUUCAGCAUAUACUUUUGUUCCUUGCGUGUAGUUACCAGCAUAUUGUCUUAAAUACACGUAGCAAGGUAUUUUUAAUUCAUGUGUAUUCAUCCACACACAAUGAGAGUAGGUGGAGGAGGAAAAUACAACAAUUACAGGAUGUCUUACCAAAUGUAGAAGUAAUAAUUUUUGAUUUUUAAAAUACCAUCUUGAACAUAUUCUCACCUUUAUUUGGUUUGCAAUUGUUAACCCAGUCCUACAUUUUUGUUGUACAUGAUCACCAUUAAAGCAGGAUGCUGUAGUACUAACUUGCCAGUACUAAAAGCAAGUUCACGACAGCUGAUGCUUUCACAAGGGGAUCAGUUUUUACCUUUCCUCAGCCUUCAGUUGAAUAACAGAGCCUUGCUUGUUUGUUUGGGCACACUGUAUGUUUCACUUAUAGGCUACCAGAAAUCACGCAUCUCAUUUGGCAAGGUAUGGCAGUUUAUAUGUAGAUGUAUGGUGCCUGGUGCCUACGGCAGGGGAAUUGGAACUAGACGACCUUUGAGGUCCCUUCCUGUUGUAUGAUUCUGUGUUAAACAUGUGCCUCCUCCUUAGCAGAUAAAGACAGCCUGAUUUAUGUUGUUCAGCACACCUGAAAGCUGUAGCGGGUGGAAGUGAGGAAGCCAAUUUAUAAGAAGUGUUAAGUGUAAUUGAUAUCCAAUAAGUAUUAUAAAAGGCAUGUUUUAACUGCUGUGCUCAGAAAUUAUGCAGAACUAUGGUCUUGGUUAAAAAAAAAAAAAAAAAAAAAAAAA